This is a messenger RNA of Hirsutella rhossiliensis, 2193 nucleotides long. RefSeq lists its product as uncharacterized. The record is from RefSeq and is a predicted model, not a curated record. NCBI's taxonomy places the organism in Eukaryota, Fungi, Ascomycota, Sordariomycetes, Hypocreales, Ophiocordycipitaceae. The coding region runs from base 1 to 2193 and encodes 730 amino acids. The transcript has 4 exons.
AUGAAGCUCCCUGCGCACUAUUACGACGGCCACUCGACGACGCCACACGACAAUGCAUUCGCCAUGCCGCCUCACGUCAAAUCGCGUCGAUCCCUCGGUCUCGCUUCCCUGACCGCUCCACACGCCGCUGCUGGCCUGGCCAAGCGCGAGUGCUCCGGGGGCUCAUGCGAGAGGAACGUCAGCACAAACGUCACAAACAUUGCCAUAAUCAUGGGAAUCGGGAUUCCCGUCCUCGUCGGCGCCAUCGUUCUUCUCUUUCUUCACCGUCGUAAUGUCCGUCGCCUAAGGAUGGAGGAUGCAAAGGACCCCAACACAGGCCUCGAUUUCGGCCUCGACGAGACUUCGCCCAAGGGUGCCAAGGGUGCCAAGCGCAAGAGCUUGUUCGGAGGAGGAGAGAAGACGGUGCACAAGCCGGGGCAGCUGUCCAUGGACAUGAACCUGUCGUCGCCCUACCUGCUCCCGCCCGGUAUACAGCAGUCUCACGACUCUAUCCACUCGCUGGCGCGCACCUUUCCCAACGAGCAGGACCCCUACCGCACCAUCAAGGACUUCACCCACAGCGAAUCCGGUUCCAUUCGAUCCUUCAACCCCAAGGCCCCGUCAGUCCAUGGCAGCAGCAAGCGCAACUCUGCCUUAACCAGCAAAUCAUUGGGUGGGUCGAUGCACCCUCCGCGAACCAACACAGGGCCGCGAUCCCCCGUGUCUCCCGACGUCCCGAUCAAUCCGUUUGCCACACCUAUGGCGCCCGAGCCAAGUCAGAGGACACUAGCCGCAUCGGGCACCCAGGAACCGAUCCGGCCCAUACAGCCCAUCGUCCCCGAGAUUGGCACCGUAGCCUACCCUGACGACCACGUCGAUGGCCGUGGCUUUGACAAUCCAGGCGAUCAUGCACAGUCCGAACUGUCCCACGCGAGGAUGGACGCCAAUGUUAGCAUCGCUCACGUCGAUGAUGGGUUCGACUUUUCGCAUCCUCACGAAACAGAGCCCGCGGACACGAGGCUAUACACUGAUGUCCCUAUGGCCUUGUCGCCAGGAUCUCAUGCCGUCGCUUUUGAGCCCCAUAUGCUCGACAGCGCCCCUGGCCUCGCGCACUCUCACGAUGACUUCACGAGGCAAGGAGACCAUCCCGAGAUUACCAUGUCGCAAUCCUUUGAUCAGUACGACGAUGACAUUCGCGGCCGAGGCCUCGAGCGCCAGGCUCCUGUGGCAUACGACGGUCGCGAGCAGCCGCAAGGGCUGGGUGUUCCGCAACAGCAGUCCAAGAGGCUGUCGGUUGGGUUCCGCCCUCUGCCUCCGAACGAGGUGACGGAAUCCGAGGACCCGGAGUAUCGGGCAAACCGCAUCCGAUCCUUCUACAAGGAAUACUUCGAGGACAGCGCCAAAGAACCCCCUCCGCCCAUGCCCACCCAGCGCGGCGGCCCCAAAUACGAAGAAGACUAUGACGAGAAUUUCCUCGGAGACGCGGCCUACUUUGACGUGGAAACGAACGCCUUCGUUAUGCCGUACGCACAGCCUGUGACGCGGCGUGCAAUGACACCACCUCCCACAAACCGCAUCCGCGGAGGACCGGGAGGAGGACCUGGCGGCCGAGGUCCUCGCGGCCCACACGGCCCUCACGGAUCGAUGGGCGGCAUGGGUUACCGUCCCCGGGCCGGUUCUGCCGUCACGCCGAGGCCGGGCUCGUCUGCGUCGACCGGGAUGCGCGGAACGCCUAAGAAGCGCCUCCCGCCGCCCACUGCUCUGAGGACGCUGCCGACGCCAUCCAAACUCCGCGACGACUCGUUUUCCAUUAUGAACGCCGUAGACUUUGCUCCCCCUGAUUCGUACCAGGAUCGGGCGGCUGGCCGCAGUCAAAGUCCGCUCGGGGAGCGACGUGCGUAUCAGCCUAAGAAGCCGGUCGCGUCUCCCCUCGUCACGGCCUUUGAUGAGCUGGCCGUCCUGCCGAGCCCUCACUCGCUGCGAAAAUCGACGACAUUUACCAAUCUGGACUUUGCACCCCCUAAGAAGUUCAAGGACUCGGACACGACGAGUGACGCGGGCAGCAUCAGGAGCAACAGAAGCGGCAUCUCGGCGGUGCAGCUGGGCGCAAUCCGUAGCGGCGCGGGGCGAGUUAGUCGCUUACCCGGCGACACGGUGUUCACGACGGCCGCCAUGACAGAUCAGCUGAAGCCCUCAUGGACGAUGCGACCCUGA